This is a messenger RNA of Lytechinus pictus (painted urchin), 3623 nucleotides long. RefSeq names its product coiled-coil domain-containing protein 96-like. The transcript has 10 exons. Bases 190 to 1980 code for a protein of 596 amino acids. The record is from RefSeq and is a predicted model, not a curated record. Lineage: Eukaryota; Metazoa; Echinodermata; Echinoidea; Temnopleuroida; Toxopneustidae. Gene Ontology annotation, cellular component: axoneme; ciliary basal body. Gene Ontology annotation, biological process: cilium assembly.
GUGACAAAUUAUAUUUUCAGACUUGCUCAAUUCUAGGUAGAUUGAUAACCAUUCUAUGCUUUACGAUAUUGCUACACGCAUAUGCACAGGAUACGAUACGGGUGACUCAAAUUCGGAUACCAAUCUCAUUCUCAUGAAUAUUAAUGAGUAAAUAGUACCUUGACAACAGAGACGGUCAACGCAAUCAACAUGGCCGAUGAAGAGGCUCCAUCACAAGAACCUACACAGGAAUUAGCAGAAGCCCCAGCCGUUGCUGAAGGGGCUGGAGAGGAGACUAGCACUCCGGCAGUAGAAGCAGCAGAAAAUCAGGAAGCAACUCCAGCAGCAGAGGGAGAGGCAUCACCAGCAGUAAACCAAGAACCAGCAGACACCCCCACAGACCCUGCUGCAGAAGGGGAGCAGCAAGCAGAGCAACCCACAGCAGAUGGUUCCCCAGGGGCAGCCGAUGGCGAUGGUCCACCCGCUGAAGCAGCGGCGGCAGAAGCAGAGGGACAGGAAGGAGGGGAAACUGCUUCACCAGGUGCUGAUGGAGAGACGGCAGAUGGAGAUGGAGAAGUGAAAGAAGGAGAGGAAAGCAAGGAGGGAGAAGAACAAAAACCUGGCGAAGGGGAGACUGCAGAGGGAGCAGAAGGAGGUGAAAGUGGGGAAGGAAAUCCUGAGGGAGAAGGGGCUGCAGAGGAAGAUGACAAAGAGAAAGAAGGAGAAGGAGGAGCUACCCCAGCUGGAGAUGACACCCAAGCUCUUCGUGAAGGUGAUGGAGAAGGAGCUGAGAAACCAGAGGGUGGAGAUGAGGAGGAGCCCAAGAGUCCGAUACCACAGAGUGACACAUUCCAGGAAGGAGAUCGACCGGAGACCCCUACUGUCCAGGUUAUGGAGCCUUUAUCCAGAGAAGCAACACCCCCUCCUAAUGAACCAGCUCAAAUUGAACCAGGGACACCCGAGAGAGAAAUAUCUCCUCUCCCAGAAGAAGAAGCUUUGCUUGAAGAAGAAGAAGAGGAUCUAAUAUCAAGAGAAGAACUUAUAGAAAUGUAUCAGGCAAUGGUGUCAGAGCGUGAGCAACUGAAUCAACAAAAUAUCCAACUCCAACAUAAGCUUGCUGAAUAUUUCCGUAAGAAGAAGACAGAUGACCAGAGACAAGAAAUGGACAAAAAUGUGACAGAUCAAGAGCAGAGAUAUCUCAAAUACAUGUCCAAUUUGGAUGAGCUAAGGAAACAAGAACAAGAGGAGAGAGAACUCUCCUUCCUGAAUCUUGAGGAGCUCAAAGACCGAAAGCAGGAGAAGCAAGACUAUGUUGAGAAUGAGAACCAACAAUUCUUAGAACUCAAGAGACAAGUAGCCCUGACGGCCAUCAGCAGCAGGACUGGGAAACCCAUAGCUCCAAGGGAAGUGGAAGUGUACCUCUACAAUGAGCUGAAGAAAGAGGAAGAGGUGAAGCAAGUAAGACUGGAGAACAUCAAACUCAAGAACCGUCUUAAGAAGAGAGAGCAACAGCUCAAGGCCAAGGAGGAACUUGCUGAAGGUCUUCAUCUGAUUGACUUUGAACAGUUGAAGAUUGAGAACCAGACAUACAAUGAGAAGAUUGAAGAAAGGAAUGAGGAAUUACUCAAAUUGAGAAAGAAGAUCACUAGUACUGUUCAGGUGCUGACCCACGUCAAGGAGAAGCUCCAGUUUGUUCAGGCUGAGAACCAUGUUCAGAAAGGCAAGCUGAGAGAAGUUGAAGAACUGGUGGCACAGAAACGUGAUGUCCUGUCAAGAACCAAGAAGGCACGAGACAGCCUGAGAAUAGACAACCAACGUCUUCGGCAAAAGAGCGGCCUCUUGGGUAAGAAAUCCCUUCUCCAGGACUUUGAAGAAAGAAAGGACGAGGGAGACGAAUUACGAGGCAGGAUGGAGUAUCUAAAGCGUCAUCAUGCAGAACUCACGCUGAAUUUAGCUGGUGUGAAGAAGAAGAUUGAUGCAGUCAAAGCUGGACGAUCAUGAAAAUUGUGUUAAAAGACUGUUCUAGACUUUGGAGGAGCAUUUACCUUAUGAAUCCGUCCAAACUGAAGUUUUAUUCCCGUUGUUGAAAACAUCAAAAGCAUUACUAUGACUGCAUCUUCCUUCCUGUUAUGUAUUUUGAGGAUGACUGGACGUUGAGAAGUUGUGUCUGGACCUAUUCAACAAAUGCCUUAGUUUUCUUUUUGAACUGUUAUAUUAUGGUAGCUUUGCCAUCCAAUGGUAACUGCCAUGGAAUCCAUGUCUUUAAUUGUCUAGCAUUCUUACCAUGCUAAAUACCAUUGGAUGGCAAACUUACCACAAAUAUAACUUUCAUGCAACUGGGCACUGGUCUCUGUUGCAAAGAAUAUAAUUAUUUUAAGUAAUUUUGCCUUUUUUUGUAAAGAUACACAAUCAUACAGUAGUCAAUCCAUGUACAACAACCAAAGAAAGCUUUGAAUAGACCAGUCAAAUGGUUUGCUGCUGCUGCUCCUUGGAGAAAAAAACAAGUAAAAUAUGCAAUUUAUUUUUUUCAGCAAAGAAGUGGACACCUAAGGCUCUUCACAGAAAUAGUUUCAAUCAUACGCCACUUGAUUUUUAAGAAGCAUGUAUCUUGGACUUGUGCCGUUAUUGCGAUAGGCCAGAACUUGUAAAUUUUUUCCGCCAGUCUUUGAGGAACUGUCUACAUCUUAAUAGAAUGAUUUUUCCUUUGUUGAUGAUGUAAUGUGUGGCAUUUAGGGUAAUUUUCACUUGAUUUUAAUUGAAACGUUUUUCAUUGUUACCAUCCAUAGUACUUAAUAUUGAUGGCAGAGUUAUCAAUUUUAAGUUUCAUGUAAUAGGGUCCAAUUGCCAUACAAGCAUAAAAAAUGAUUAAGAAAAAGUAAUGCCAAGAGGUGUUUAUUUGCUUUUUUAUCACAAUUUUAUUCAAAGAAAAUAAGAGAUAACCCCCAAAAGGCAAUAUUGAUGUCAUAAUCCUUGAAAGGUAAAUAAGGCAAGCCUUAUGGAAAGCAGCAUGGUGUAAUAUUUUACUUUCGGUUGUUUACUUUAACCUGUGGGUUAUGCAAAUCUGCUGGCAGUAAUGUUAAUUUGCUAUAAGCUUGAUGUAUUCUCUUAUCUAUUCAAUUUUCACAAACCUUUGGGUUACCAAUUAAGGAUGAAAACAACAUACAAUACUCUGUUGAAUACAAGUGAAUAUUUUUUACUUAUUUAUUUACUUAUUUACAUUAAAAAUGGUAUUACAAAUAGACCUGUUAAAUGAAAGUGCUCUACGUGUAUACAACUUUCCAUCUGUCAUACAAAAAAUAGCGAUAAGGACAAAAAAUAGUGUUACACAGCAGUAAAUCCAACAAUAGCAAUAGCAAUCUUGAAUCAGUUUUGUUAAUAUUGCUGCAACAUGAGAGAUGUGACUACACAAUCCAAAAUAUUCAUAAUCUGUGCAUUCACUCUUGAACGUUCUUGACCAUAUUUAUACCAUGAUGGUUAUUGUCCAGAAUACAUCCAAGAAUCAACAAAUCUACCCUAAAUGUAAAUUGUACAUUUCUCAAAGCCAUUGAUUUUGUACAAAAUUUAUACAUGUAUAUAUAGAUAUAUAUAUAAAAUAUGUUUAUGUUUGUGACUGUACAAUAGAGUGGAAAUAAUAACAAGUCAAA